CCUCAUAACAUAGAAAAGAUGUUCAUGUUCUCAACUUGCAUAAACCAACUAAAAGCCCAACCCCUAUGGAUACUUCUUCUCUCCUCUCUUGGCUUCCUCUCUAUCCUCAAACACACCAUCUCUCUCCUCAAAUGGCUCUUCAUCACACUCCUACGGCCUCCCAAAACCCUCAAGAACUACGGUUCUUGGGCUCUCAUCACUGGCUCCACUGACGGCAUUGGAAAGGCCUUUGCUUUCCAACUGGCCCAAAAUGGCCUAGACCUCAUCCUGGUCAGCAGAAACUCCCCAAAACUCAACUCAGUCUCGAGUGAGAUUCAAGCUAAGUACCCACGUACGAAAGUGAAGGUGGUGGUGGUAGAUUUUUCGGGCGAUGUCAAGGAGGGAGCCGGAGCGGUGGAGGAGGUGGUGAGAGGGUUGGACGUGGGUAUUUUGGUGAAUAAUGUGGGUGUUUCGUACCCGGCGGCGAGGUUCUUCAGCGAGGUGGAGGAGGAGGUGUGGAGGAAGGUGGUUAGGGUAAAUUUGGAAGGUACGACUAGAGUUACAAGAGCAGUUUUAGGAGGGAUGGUCGAAAGGAAGAGAGGUGCUAUUGUUAGCAUUGGCUCCGGUGCGGCUAUUGUUGUGCCUUCUCAUCCUCUCUAUGCUAUCUAUGCUGCUACCAAAGCAUAUAUUGAUAAAAUUUCAAGAUGCCUGUACGUGGAAUACAAGCAGUUUGGGAUAGAUGUGCAGUGCCAGGUACCGUUAUAUGUUUCGACGAAAAUGGCUUCUCGAAUCGCAUUGAUUGAAAGAUCGUCAUUCUUCAUCCCAUCAGCCGAUAAUUAUGCACAAGCCGCGGUUCAACAGAUCGGAUAUGGACCAAGGUGCACUCCUUACUGGACACACUCAGUCCAGUGGUUCCUUGCUUCGUUACUGCCGGAAUCCGUCCUCGAUUGGUGGCGGCUGUCCAUCGGAAUCAGAAGGCGGGAAAUGUCGUUACACGACGAAUAAUUAAUCUGAGUCCGAUUUAGCUCCAGUUGGUAGCUAUAAUUGAAUAAUCUCGCCCAGUUUCAAUUUGAUAUUAUUUGGCCUGAUUUUCUUUGUUGCUUAUAGUUGUUGGUAGAGAGAAAAUGGAUGAAAAUUGACGUAAACUUACACCAUUUGAUUUCCCAUAUAUCCGGUUCCCUGGUGUGUUUCUCUCGA
Rhododendron vialii is the source of this 1176-nucleotide messenger RNA. RefSeq names its product very-long-chain 3-oxoacyl-CoA reductase-like protein At1g24470. The transcript has 3 exons. The record is from RefSeq and is a predicted model, not a curated record. NCBI's taxonomy places the organism in Eukaryota, Viridiplantae, Streptophyta, Magnoliopsida, Ericales, Ericaceae. Gene Ontology annotation, cellular component: endoplasmic reticulum. Gene Ontology annotation, molecular function: ketoreductase activity. Bases 19 to 984 code for a protein of 321 amino acids.